AUGAGAAUAACAGAUGUGAAGACCCCAGAACCCAAUGCAGUGAUAGUGGGAGCCCCUCAUAAUGAGAAUAACAGAUGUGAAGACCCCAGAACCCAAUGCAGUGAUGAUCAAAAAGCACCUAUUGAGCCUUCUCCCCUGGAAGCUGCUUUACAAAAUCACAAGCAUUCCAUGCUGAAAAAGAAUGUUAAGAUUCGGGGGAAGCGGGACACUUCCUAUACUUGCUGUGAGAUGCUGGAGAUCCGAUACACAGAACUAUUUAUCACCGAUGAAGAUCCUGUAGGGUUGUCGGGAGAACAUGAGUAUUUUGUGUUGGCCAACCGAAGAGCUCGUAUCUACGAACAUAACAAGCAUCAAAAAAUCAAUCUUACAGACAUUUGCUCCUCCCUGGAAGGAGGGUCUAGCGGUCCAAAGAAAGUUCUGGUCACUGGGAUAGCUGGGAUUGGAAAGACAUCCGCCAUGCAAAGACUUUUGCACGAGUGGGCAAUCGGGAAAGCCUUCAACAACAUCAUUUGCGCUGUUAAUUUUGUCUUCCGGGAGCUGAGUUUGUUGGAAGGACCCCUAAGUCUUCUCGACCUAAUAAAAAAGGACCAUCCUCUACUGAAUGAUAUUUCCGAGGAUCUCUGUAAGCACCCCCAGGGAUUGAUGGUGGUCCUUGAUGGGCUGGAUGAAUUUUCUCAUUCAUUAAAUGACGGGACUUUGGUGAAACGGCUCAGUGAUCCUGCGCCGAUAAAAGAUUUGAUUUACAGCCUAUUAAAAGGCUCUCUUCUGCCAGGAGCAUCUGUUGUGGUGACCAGUAGACCACGUCCAUACCUUCCUUUAGAGACCUUCGAUCGAAAAGUCGUUAUCUUAGGCUUUGAGGAAAGCCAAGUGAAGGAGUUUUGUUUCAGGAUCUUUAGAGAAGAAGUAUUAUCAGAGGAAGUUUUUCAGUAUAUUAUGAAAAAUGAUACAAUUUCAGGACUUUGCUUCAUUCCUCUAUAUUGUUUUAUCAUUUGUUCUGUACUAGGUCCUUUCUUUCAGAAGAAAUCGUUGUGCCUCGAGGAGCCUCCAGAGACGAUCACUGAGGUCUACCGUUCCUACCUUUGCACCCUCUUGCAUUUGAGAGACAAUUCAUCAGAAGAGGAGAAUGAAACAGGGGAGCCCAUCGUACUUUGCUGUCCGCCCAUUGCAUCUUCUAUGAAAGAGACCUUUUACCGGCUUGGAAAUCUAGCUUACCGUUGUUUGCUGGAAGGCAAGAUCUUAUUGAGUAAAGCUGAUUUGCAAAAAUUUGGUUUUGACAAUAUCAAAGUGCCAGACACCUUCAUGGACAGAAUACUUGUCCACGUGGAUGGUGAAACCAAGUCUGAAAGGUUUGCCUUCUUCCAUAUGACCAUUCAAGAGUUUUUUGCUGCUCUCUAUUGUGUCAUGUCCAUUGGUUCCUCCCCAGAGGAGCUCUUCCAGUGCCUUGAUCUGUGGUGUUUUGGAUCUUCUCCUGCAAAACCAGUCCCAAGUCAACUCCUGUCCACCACCAUGAAGUCUAUGAUUGCAAAUCGCUGGGAAAACCUACAAAUGUUCACAAGGUUCUUCAUGGGUCUUCUGAGUUAUAGGAUGGAAGGAAAAUUGAAGGGACUGGUAGGCCCUUUCGAAAAUGAGCUUCAGGAACCUUUGGCCAACUGGUUUAUAGAGAAAAUAAGGCAUGAAGUUAACCAGCAACUGCUGAACCUUAUGCACUGCUUGAGGGAACUACAACAAGAGUCCGUUGUGAAAGCGGUUGCACCCAUGAUAGAUGAGGUCAACUUAUUCAAGGUGAUAUUGAAUCGUGCCGACUGUGCCGCCCUGAGCUAUGUGCUGCAACACUCCAAUGGCAGACUGAGGACCUUUAACCUUGGCUAUACAAAUAUUGGCAUCCAGGGGUUGAAAAGGCUUCAACCUAUUCUUCAUCGUUGCCAAACACUAUACCUGCGCUAUAACUCGCUGGAUAAAGAGGCCGCGGAGAUCGAGGCGGAUGUGCUGAAGUCACCCUUGUGUCAAGUGAAAAGUCUUCUGAUGUGCGGUAACAGCAUCGGCUCAGAAGGUGUGCGUUGCCUGUGGGAUGCAUUAAGACAUAACCAGACCCUGGAGGAGCUCUAUGUAGACAUAACCGGGAUCACCGACAGCGGAUUGGACAACUUACUGCCCAGUUUGGCCAACAAUAGGACUCUGCGCCUGCUGACGAUUGUGGGAAACAAGCUAAGUGAGCGAGGGAAGGGCGUGCUUCUAGAAUUGCAGAGGCGAUUGCCCAAUCUGAAGAUCCUCAGCAGCUUCAUGGGGGACAUGGGGCUCCUGCAGGCUUACCUGGACUGGGUGCAGGAACUGAGAGAAAACCCCCAGCAGAUGGAGUCUGUGAAACACGCCGACGCCUUUCGCAAUAUUCUGUCCGAGUUGGGGAAGGAGGAUUCCAGGGAAAGGCCCAACGAGGUGAAAGAGAGGGCCAAACAACUGGAGAGAGAGAUACGUCAACUCCUGGAAGCCUGUAAAGAUGUUGGAUGAUGGCGCUAGGAAGGCAAUCGGAUUAAACAUUCUUGUCAAUGGAAUUCAUAGAUGAUCACGCACUUUCAUGAAUGAUUCAAUAGCUUCUACCACAAUAACAACCACACCGUCUUAUUGUUCCGGGGUGUCAGACUCAGAAGCCAAUUAACUGCAACAUAUGCAUACAU
Molecule: messenger RNA, 2672 nt
Organism: Rana temporaria (common frog)
Lineage: Eukaryota; Metazoa; Chordata; Amphibia; Anura; Ranidae
Product: nucleotide-binding oligomerization domain-containing protein 2-like
Exons: 6
Coding region: 1-2505 (834 amino acids)
Source: RefSeq, a predicted model, not a curated record